AUAGUACCAAUGGCCGGCUCGUGGUGGACACGCGAGCAGAAAAAGUCUUCCACUGACAUCCUCCGCCAAGGGCCUUGGCGAUACUCUCCAAGGUAGGCCAAACUGGUCCAAGACCUGCUCUGCGAUGGGCGACAACCAGCAGCUCAGGAACGUGCUCGUUUGUGCCACCUGAUUGGCUAUCCACCGGCCGCACCUUCGUCUACGGCUUGGCGCCAAGUCCGCUCCUCUCGGCGGAGGCCAGGCUCUAGCAGGCUCUAGGAACCAAUACCAUCGGUCACUGCUCUCACGUUCGUCGACCAUUCCAAUCAGUCUGGAUGGAGGUGACCGACAAGAAGAAAAACCACGCGAUGCCUUGGCACUGUGCGUGCAGCCACCCGGUCAUGGCAUCAACAUGAUACUUAACUUGCUCGCGUGCUCUCAUUUUCCUCCGAUUCUGUCCAGCAGCACCCACGCAUCUUUCUUUCUUCUCCUCUCAUCCUUUCUCUCUCUGAAAGCUCGAGCUUCCAGCUCGGCACUUUUUGCCCAUCAUGAUCCCUCUCGAGACCGCCCCCUACGACUGGAUUCUGGCCUUGACCUCUAUUGCCUUCGUCUUCAGUGCCUUCGGUAACGGUGCCAACGAUGUCGCCAACUCCUACGCUACCUCCGUUGCGGCACGGACCCUGAAGAUGUGGCAUGUCGGUAUCCUGGCCAUGAUCACCGAGUUCGUCGGUGCCGUGGCCCUCGGCAGCCGUGUCACCGAUACCAUCAAGUCCGGCAUCAUCGAGCCCGAUCGGUUCAUGGGCAAACCCGGCACUUUCAUGCUGGCCAUGGGCUGUGCUGAGGUGGGCAGCGCCUUCUGGCUGAUGUUUGCCACCGGCCGUGGAUGGCCGGUGUCGACCACUCAGACCGUCGUCGGUGCACUGGUCGGUGUCGGCUUCGCUUCGCAGGCUAAGAUCACCUGGGAGUGGAAGAGCGGCAGUGUCUCUCAGAUUGCUGCUUCCUGGGGUAUUGCUCCCGCCAUCGCCUGUGCCUUCUCGGCCCUGAUCUUUGGCAUCCUCAAAUACACUGUCCUCGAACGCAAGGAUUCCUUCAAGUGGGCCAUGCGUCUCAUUCCCGUCUACCUCUCCUUCACCGGUGCUAUCCUGGCGUUGUUCAUCGUCGUCGAAGCCCCUACCGCUCCCUCACUUGAGGCCUUCGGUGCCGGCAAGGCCGUCGGUAUUAUCCUCGGUGUUCUGGCUGGUUGUUUGGUCAUCUCUUAUGCUUUCUUCAUGCCUUACUUCCACCGCCGACUGGUCAAGGAGGAUGCACGACUUCGGUUUUACCACCUUCCUCUUGGCCCCUGGUUACUCAAGGACAACUGCCCUCUAUACUUCCCUGGCUCCGGUGAGAGCUUCGUCAUCAACUACUACGAGGAUGCCUACGGCGAGACUCGCGCCGGCCAGAAAGAUGCCGAGAAGAAAGACGGCUCCGGGGACGGCAAAACCAUCAACACUGACGUCGAGCAGCGUGCCACCACCUCUGCCAACUCCACCCCCGAAAUCCAGCCCAAGAAGGCCAUCAUCGGCCCUCACGAGCGUUUCCUCCAGCCGGUCGAACACCUCAGCUGGUUCAACCCCAUGAAGUACUGGGGCUGGACCAAGUUCAUCCUUCUGCAGGGUGUCACUCGCGACGUCAUCACCCACGACUCGGACCUCCUUCGUGCCAUCCACGCCCGCGCCCACCGCUACGACGACCGCGUCGAGCACCUCUGGACAUACUGCCAAGUUGUGUCGGCCAUCAUGAUGUCCAUCGCGCACGGCUCCAACGACGUGGCGAAUGCCGUGGGUCCCUGGGCCGGUUCUUACGCGACCUACCUAUCCGGUAGCGUGAAUACCGAGUCGGAAACCCCCAUCUGGUUCCUGGUCAUUGCCGGUGUGCUUCUCGGUGCUGGUUUCUGGUUCUACGGAUACCAUAUCAUGCGGUCGCUCGGUAACAAGAUCACUCAGAUGUCGCCGAGCCGUGGUUUUGCGACCGAGCUGGGUGCCGCCAUCACGGUGCUCCUCGCCUCACGUCUCGGUUUGCCCGUCUCGACGACCCAGUGUCUGACAGGUGCUGCGACCGGUGUCGCCUUGAUGAAUUAUGAUCUUGGCGCGGUGAACUGGCGUCAGCUUGCUUAUAUCUUCUGCGGUUGGGUCUUGACUCUUCCGUCGGCUGGCUUGGUCGCCGGGUUGAUCUGUUUGAUGGCGUUGAACACGCCGCAUUUUUAAAAGUCGUUUUGUGAUGAUUCUUUUGUAUAUAUAGACUUUUCGUGUUUCAUUUCGGUUGAGCAUACUCUUAUACCCUAAAUGCAAUAAAUAGAUUUCCAAA
Molecule: messenger RNA, 2325 nt
Organism: Aspergillus melleus
Lineage: Eukaryota; Fungi; Ascomycota; Eurotiomycetes; Eurotiales; Aspergillaceae
Product: inorganic phosphate transporter
Exons: 1
Coding region: 528-2225 (565 amino acids)
Biological process (GO): phosphate ion transmembrane transport
Cellular component (GO): membrane
Source: RefSeq, a predicted model, not a curated record